AUGGGUGUCCUAAAGGCCCUUGCCGUUGUUGGCUUUGCUUGCACUCAAGCUGUUCUCGCCGUUCCCGUUCAAGAACCACAGCCAGCAGCCGACGGCCUCACCGAGCGCGAGUUUUACGCUGGAGACUUGGCGAUGACCGAAAAACUCUUGUUUUAUACGUCUCUCCCGGAUUUCAUGCAACAUUGGCAUGCACAGGACCCUGCCGACUUGUAUUGGCGUUCCGAUGCAUGCUCCCAUGCGCCCGAUAAGCCAUUCGGAUUCAACUUCAAAGAUUCAUGUCGCCGCCACGACUUCUGCUAUGCGAACUUGUAUCGACAGAACCGUUUCACUGACAUUGCGAAAGAAUAUUGCGACGGUCAGUUCCUCGAGGACCUCGAAAACGAGUGCAGCAGCCAUGAACAUGAUGAAAUGUGCAGAGGCGUGGCCAAGGUGUAUGCGGGCACGGCUGCAUUGUUUGGAGGCGAUUCCAUUGGAAAACACAACGACGUGAAGAAGGUUUGGGACAAAUUCGAGAGUAUCCAGCCUCCAACCACGAUGGUCUGCAAGGACGACAGCGAAUGGAGUAGCUCAAGGCGUUCCAGAAAGCGAGCGAUCCAGUGCAGGGAGAUUCCGAUCGACUACAGCAAGUCGACCUAUUUCCCUUGCCGGGGCAACAGGGGCAUACCUUGCGAUCACAUCGUCCCAGAUAAGAAUUACAUCUACGAGGAUUGCGAUGCGAAUGGACGCAACUGUAUCGUGUCCUUGGCGCCUAGCCCUCCGCAAGAUUAA
Molecule: messenger RNA, 768 nt
Organism: Didymosphaeria variabile
Lineage: Eukaryota; Fungi; Ascomycota; Dothideomycetes; Pleosporales; Didymosphaeriaceae
Exons: 2
Coding region: 1-768 (255 amino acids)
Biological process (GO): arachidonate secretion; phospholipid metabolic process
Molecular function (GO): A2-type glycerophospholipase activity
Source: RefSeq, a predicted model, not a curated record